This is a messenger RNA of Brachypodium distachyon (stiff brome), 1063 nucleotides long. RefSeq names its product NAD(P)H dehydrogenase (quinone) FQR1. The record is from RefSeq and is a predicted model, not a curated record. The transcript is spliced from 3 exons. The coding region runs from base 54 to 812 and encodes 252 amino acids. NCBI's taxonomy places the organism in Eukaryota, Viridiplantae, Streptophyta, Magnoliopsida, Poales, Poaceae. Gene Ontology annotation, molecular function: NAD(P)H dehydrogenase (quinone) activity; FMN binding.
GGUCAACCAAAACCAAGCACGGCAAGACCCCCGCCUGGCCAGCCGGCCUAUAAAUGCUCCCGAUCCUCCCCUCUCCAACCCCCACACUGUCUCCUGCCCCAUCCUCCUCCUCGAACUCAUUAAACAUCCUGAGACUGACCCCUCCGUCCUCCUCCUCCGACCAGAUCUCAGAUCCGCGGAGCUCCGGCGCGCCUCCAAUGGCGGUCAAGGUCUACGUCGUGUAUUACUCCAUGUAUGGUCAUGUUGCUAAACUAGCUGAUGAGAUCAAGAAAGGUGCCUCCUCUGUUGAAGGCGUAGAAGUUAAAGUGUGGCAGGUCCCUGAAAUCCUCUCUGAGGAAGUGCUCGGCAAGAUGGGCGCUCCUCCAAAGACCGACGUGCCGACAAUCACGCCGCAAGAGCUUGCCGAGGCCGACGGCGUGCUCUUCGGGUUCCCGACGAGGUUCGGCAUGAUGGCGUCGCAGAUGAAGGCCUUCUUCGACGCGACGGGCGGCCUGUGGCGCGAGCAGAGCCUCGCGGGCAAGCCGGCCGGCGUCUUCUACAGCACGGGCACCCAGGGCGGCGGGCAGGAGACCACCCCAUUGACGGCGGUGACCCAGCUGACGCACCACGGGAUGGUGUUCGUGCCGGUCGGGUACACGUUCGGCGCCAAGCUGUUCGACAUGGACAAGGUGCAGGGCGGCAGCCCGUACGGCGCCGGCACGUUCGCCGGGGACGGGUCCAGGUGGCCGACGGAGAUGGAGCUGGAGCACGCCUUCCACCAGGGCAAGUACUUCGCCGGCAUCACCAAGAAGCUCAAGGGUUCCUCCGCUUGAAUGUUUGAUCAGCUGCAGCUCCUUCGCCGCUGUCUGCUGCUGCUGCUGUUAUCUGUAUCUGUGGAACUUACUUUGCAACAUGCGUGAUGCGGGUCGAUGUGAUUGGCUUUGAUUGAACUGGUUGUAAAGUUUGUAAGUGAAUUUUGUGCUUCUAUAUAAUCUAUACCAUAUCAUGUUAGUAAUGUAUUCUGGGUAUAAUCCAGUGAUGAUUCUGAACUGAAUAAAGAUUUGGAGCUCGUUGAUGCGCCUUA